Messenger RNA from Aegilops tauschii subsp. strangulata, 318 nucleotides. Lineage: Eukaryota; Viridiplantae; Streptophyta; Magnoliopsida; Poales; Poaceae. The record is from RefSeq and is a predicted model, not a curated record.
AUGGUGGCUUAUCGUCAGGCGGUUGAAAACAUUGCUGGUCACUUUAAGGGGUACCAGGUGGAUCACAUUGAUCGACGGAAAAAUGAGGCAGCUGAUGCUCUGCCCUGGCUUGGAUCUCAACGUAAGCCGGUGCCCCCUAAUGUGUUCCUCGACGUCUUACACAAUCCUUCGGUCAAGUUACCAUCUGAGGAGGAUCUUGCUAUACCUGACCCGGAGGGACAGUUGGUGGCGGCUCUCCAUGCUAUUGCUGACUGGACGCUUCCUUAUCUGGCUUAUCUUACUCGUGGCGAGUUACCCGACGAUGAAAACUUGGAAUGA